Molecule: messenger RNA, 6889 nt
Organism: Alligator sinensis (Chinese alligator)
Lineage: Eukaryota; Metazoa; Chordata; Crocodylia; Alligatoridae
Gene: CLASP1
Product: cytoplasmic linker associated protein 1
Exons: 39
Coding region: 624-5117 (1497 amino acids)
Biological process (GO): mitotic spindle assembly
Cellular component (GO): mitotic spindle; spindle microtubule; cytoplasmic microtubule
Molecular function (GO): kinetochore binding; microtubule binding
Source: RefSeq, a predicted model, not a curated record
GGUUGGGCCUUGCUUUGCUAGCUCGAUCAUUCAGAGCAAAAGCAAGACAGCAGCACGUUUGUGAGACGGAGAUCGGUUUGAGCUGACCCAUGUGAUGUUCCCUGGAGGGGCAGUUGCAUGGGGUGUGUGAAAACAAGAUGGGCUGCCAAAAUACGGCUGUUGUGAACUAUAAAAGCCUCAGCCCAGAAUGGCUGGAGAGGUGUGAGGAAAAGCAGAUACCCUCAAAUGACAAGAAUCAAAACUCAGGAGAUUUCUCUCUUCUUGGAUGGACCCUGUCACCAGUAUGCUUUGAGUCUCUUAGAAGCCGAUGGCUGGUCCCUUCCAGAAUGAGAAUGAACUGCUGAAUUGGGAAUUAUCUGAGACCCAGUAAGACAGCGCUGCUGCCCUGCUCUCUGCUUUAUCUAUUUACAAGUUAUUUAAAUUGGACUUUUAAUAUCCUGCCAGCUGCUCUUCAGACACACAUGGUGCAUUGUUGGCAUUCUCAGAAUUGCAUCUUUGAAACCCAGGCCUUCAGUAACCUUCAUCGAACAAAAAGGCAACCUACAGGAUUCAUUUGUAGAGGGAUUUUUCCAACCUGCUGCCCUCUAGCUUCAUUCUCGCUGGUGGUGUAUUUGUAAGAGACCAUGGAGCCCACUAUGGAGUACUGCUUAGCACAGGUGCUGCAGAAGGACGUUGGCAAGAGACUUCAGGUUGGCCAAGAGUUGAUAGAUUAUUUCUCGGAUAAACAGAAGUCUGCCGAUCUUGAACAUGAUCAGACUAUGCUGGAUAAAAUGGUCGAUGGACUUGCCACCUCUUGGGUGAAUUCCAGCAAUUAUAAGGUGGUUCUGCUCGGGAUGGACAUCCUCUCGGCGCUGGUGUCACGACUGCAGGAUCGCUUUCGAGCCCAGAUCGGCACAGUGCUGCCCAGUUUGCUUGACAGGCUAGGAGACUCGAAAGACUCGGUGCGGGAGCAGGAUCAAGCUUUGCUGCUAAAAAUCAUGGAACAAGCUGCUAACCCUCAGUACGUGUGGGACAGAUUGCUAGGAGGAUUCAAACACAAGAAUUUCCGGACGAGAGAAGGGAUUUGCCUCUGCCUUAUUGCCACGCUCAACGCAUCCGGAGCUCAGAGUCUAACGCUGAGCAAGAUCGUGCCGCAUAUAUGUAACUUGCUUGGAGAUCCAAACAGCCAGGUUCGAGAUUCAGCAAUAAACAGCCUUGUGGAAAUUUACAGACACGUAGGCGAACGUGUCAGGGCAGAUCUCAGUAAAAAAGGAUUACCACAGUCUCGGUUGAAUGUCAUCUUUACAAAAUUUGAUGAAGUCCAGAAAUCCGGAAACAUGAUCCAAGGGUCGGGCGAUAAAAAUUUUGAUGAUGAAGACUCUGUGGACGGGAACCGACCUUCCUCGGCCAGCUCCUCUACGUCUUCAAAGGCCCCUUCAAACUCCCGCAGGGUUGGGAUGGGGACUGCCCGCAGGCUUGGGUCUGCAGCUCUGGGCUCAAAGUCCGCAGCGGCCAAAGAGGGAGCUGGUGCGGUCGAUGAGGAGGAUUUUAUUAAAGCAUUUGAUGACGUCCCGAUGGUGCAGAUUUAUUCCAGCCGAGACCUUGAAGAAUCCAUAAACAAAAUUAGAGAGAUAUUAUCUGAUGAUAAGCAUGACUGGGAACAGAGAGUGGCUGCCUUGAAAAAGAUCCGAUCCUUACUAUUAGCUGGAGCUGCUGAAUAUGACAACUUCUUCCAACACCUGCGCCUGCUGGAUGGAGCAUUUAAAUUGUCCGCUAAAGAUCUGCGCUCUCAGGUAGUGCGAGAGGCUUGUAUCACGUUGGGACAUUUGUCGUCGAUUUUGGGAAACAAGUUUGACCACGGGGCAGAAGCCAUUAUGCCAACCAUCUUUAAUCUAAUUCCCAACAGUGCCAAAGUAAUGGCCACUUCUGGUGUUGUAGCUGUUAGAUUAAUCAUCAGACAUACUCACAUCCCUCGGCUAAUACCCAUCAUCACCAGCAACUGUACCUCUAAGUCCGUAGCAGUUAGAAGGCGUUGCUUUGAAUUUUUAGACUUGCUGUUACAAGAAUGGCAAACGCACUCCCUAGAAAGACACAUAUCAGUGUUAGCUGAAACGAUAAAGAAGGGAAUCCACGACGCUGACUCCGAAGCAAGGAUAGAGGCAAGGAAGUGUUACUGGGGCUUCCACAAUCACUUCAGCAGAGAAGCAGAACAUUUGUUUCAUACAUUGGAAUCCUCCUAUCAGAAAGCCCUGCAGUCUCACCUGAAGAACUCGGACAGCAUUGUGUCUUUGCCUCAGUCUGACCGCUCCUCUUCCAGUUCCCAAGAGAGUCUCAACCGUCCGUUAUCUGCCAAAAGAAGUCCUACUGGGAGCACUACAUCUAGAGCCUCUACAGUAAGCACAAAAUCCGUGUCGACACCAGGAUCUCUGCAGCGAUCUCGCAGUGACAUUGAUGUGAACGCGGCGGCCAGUGCCAAGUCCAAAGCAACGUCUUCUGGAGCCUCCACCCCCUUCAGCUCUGCUGCGGCCUUGCCACCUGGCUCAUAUGCAUCGCUAGGUCGGAUUCGUACGAGGAGGCAAAGCUCCGGAAGUGCCACGAGCGUCACCUCAACGCCUGCCGACACCCGAGGCCGCAGCCGAGCUAAAGUGGUUUCUCAGUCCCAGCCUGGCAGCCGCUCCAGUUCUCCUGGCAAGCUCUUGGGAAGCACCUACGGUGGAUUGACCAGCGGAGCAUCCAGAGUCCCACCAGUGCCAUCGUCUGCAGAAAAGCGCAGCAAGAUCCCUCGAAGCCAAGGAUGCAGCCGAGAGACGAGCCCCAACAGAAUAGGACUAGACCGGUUUGGCCUUGGACAGCCAGGCAGGCUGCCUGCCUCCGUGAAUGCCAUGCGAGUCCUGAGCACAAGCACGGAUCUGGAGGCCGCCGUGGCGGAUGCACUGCUGUUAGGAGACUCCAGGAGCAAGAAAAAGCCAGUGAGGAGAAGAUACGAGCCGUACGGGAUGUAUUCCGAUGACGAUGCUAACAGCGACGCGUCCAGCGCUUGCUCCGAGCGCUCCUACGGUUCCCGAAACGGAGGCAUUCCCCACUACCUGCGGCAAACGGAGGAUGUGGCUGAGGUCCUGAACCACUGCGCUAGCUCCAACUGGUCGGAGAGAAAGGAGGGUCUCAUCGGUCUCCAGAACUUAUUGAAGAGCCAGAGGACACUGAGCCGAGUCGAGUUAAAAAGGCUGUGUGAGAUCUUUACUCGCAUGUUUGCGGAUCCUCAUAGCAAGAGAGUUUUCAGCAUGUUUCUAGAAACCCUGGUUGACUUCAUCAUCAUCCAUAAGGAUGACUUGCAAGACUGGCUCUUUGUUCUCCUGACGCAGCUGCUCAAGAAGAUGGGGGCAGAUUUGCUGGGAUCUGUGCAGGCAAAGGUGCAGAAAGCUCUGGAUGUGACAAGGGAUUCUUUUCCUUUUGAUCAGCAGUUUAACAUCCUGAUGCGAUUUAUUGUAGAUCAGACCCAAACGCCAAACCUCAAGGUAAAAGUUGCAAUCCUGAAGUAUAUCGAGUCCUUGGCCAGACAGAUGGACCCAACAGACUUCGUGAACUCCAGUGAGACCAGACUUGCUGUAUCGCGAAUUAUAACUUGGACAACAGAACCAAAGAGCUCAGACGUGAGAAAGACCAUGCAUAGUUGGGUAGGUGAGGAUUUGCCAGCUAGAUCAACUACAGCCGCUUCAGGGCCCGGUGAAGGAAACUUGGAAGAGAAAUGUAAACAGGCAGCACAAAUAGUCCUGAUCUCCCUCUUUGAACUGAACACUCCCGAGUUUACCAUGUUACUUGGUGCCUUGCCGAAAACAUUCCAGGACGGUGCUACCAAGCUCCUGCACAACCACCUCAAGAACUCCAGCAACACCAACGUGGGCUCUCCCAGCAAUACUAUUGGUCGGACCCCUUCUCGCCACUCCAGCAGCAGAACCAGCCCCUUGACCUCUCCUACCAACUGCUCCCACGGCGGACUGUCUCCAAGCAUGCUGGAUUACGACACGGAGAACCUAAAUUCCGAUGAAAUCUACAGCUCGCUUCGCGGCGUCACGGAGGCUAUUGAAAAGUUUAGUUUCCGGAGCCAAGAGGAUCUGAAUGAACCAAUCAAACGUGAUGGAAAGAAAGACUGUGACAUUGUGUCUCGAGAUGGCGGAAUAGCUGCUCCCGCCAGCGACGUACGUGGAGGCAGCGACGUUGUGGAAGGGGGAAGGAUGGCUCUCGAUAACAAAACCUCGCUACUUAAUACCCAGCCUCCACGCGCCUUUUCGGGGCCCCGAGCUCGCGAGUACAAUCCCUACCCUUACUCAGACACGAUCAACACCUAUGACAAGACCGCUCUGAAGGAGGCCGUGUUCGACGAUGACAUGGAUCAGCUUCGGGAUGAAGUACCCAUUGACCAUUCUGAUUUGGUGGCUGAUCUUCUGAAAGAACUGUCGAAUCACAACGAGCGAGUGGAAGAACGGAAAGGAGCCCUGCUCGAAUUGCUAAAGAUCACCCGAGAAGAUAACCUGGGAGUGUGGGAGGAACAUUUCAAAACCAUUUUGCUGUUGCUGCUAGAAACUCUGGGCGACAAAGAUCAUUCGAUAAGAGCCCUGGCCUUAAGAGUACUGCGGGAGAUAUUAAGGAAUCAGCCAGCAAGGUUUAAAAACUACGCCGAACUGACCAUCAUGAAAACACUGGAAGCGCAUAAGGAUUCCCACAAAGAGGUCGUUCGAGCUGCAGAGGAAGCCGCCUCCACCCUGGCCAGUUCCAUACACCCGGAGCAGUGCAUCAAAGUGCUGUGUCCGAUCAUUCAAACUGCCGACUACCCGAUUAAUUUAGCUGCCAUCAAAAUGCAGACGAAAGUCAUUGAGAGGAUCUCGAAGGAAUCCUUACAUCAGCUCCUUCCUGAUAUCAUUCCGGGAUUGUUACAGGGUUACGAUAACACAGAGAGCAGCGUUCGUAAAGCAAGCGUGUUCUGCCUAGUGGCGAUUUACUCGGUGAUCGGAGAAGAGCUGAAACCCCACCUCGCCCAGCUCACAGGAAGCAAGAUGAAGCUACUAAACUUGUACAUAAAGAGGGCCCAGACCACCAAUAGCAACAGCAGCUCAUCGUCAGAUGUUUCAACGCACAGUUAAUGGAGGUAUCUGGACAUAUGUGUAGACUUAGAAGCAAUCAGCGGUGCCUCACAGAGACCUUUCUGCUCCCCUCACUUCAUUGGCACACUCCAUCGGCUGACGGGGGCCGUGCAGAUAUUUAUUGCAAUCAGUAUUUUAGUCCUUUAAAGCCUUUAUGUAGAAUCUUAUUCGUAUUGAAUGUAAAGGAAGCAAGGCCUGUGUUGCAGUCUUCAUCUAAAGAAACGAAACAACCGAAAGCCAUACUUAAACAUAUUUGUACAGCCUGCUGAAACCUUUGAGAUAUGUUUAAGUGAAUAGUGUUUCCAAACAGAGGCCACAUAAUGUGUAGGUGCUGAAAAGUUGAACGAAUCCUUGUUUGUUCUGUUUUAGUUUGAUACCAAGUUUGGGGUUUUAAUGUGCUCCUUUCCUGCUGUGGGAACGACCCUUUCCUUCUGGACGUAACCGUUUGGGACGGCUGUGCCACCUCCCGCACGUUCUGCGAUGGGUUCCCGUUUUUAUACUCCCUUCCUUGAAACGCAAGAGCUGGACCAUGCCGUCUUUGCAGAUACCACUGUGGUUCCAGCUGUCAGUGCUUUAGUAGCGAGAGAUCCCUCGUGAGUAGCAAUGGAGGGGAAAAAAAGGAGGUUCUUUUUAAACAUCCAAGUUUUAUAUAGUAUGUGCCAGAUUUCCACAGGGGCUGAGAAGAACUGAUUUCUUCAGAGCUUUUCUCCACCCACCAUAUCAUCAAGCAGAGAGCAGCUUGGCUCUCGCUACCUUAAUUAACGGUGUUUACAUGAUCCCUGCCUUCAAGCUUCUUCACCUCAAGGGACAAGGAAGGGUUGUUUUAAGUCCUAACAAGAAGCCUGAGGUAGAGCUCUGGGACUGGAGCCUAAAGUCCACAUCCCACUCCUGCCGCAGUCCCAUUGGCACGAUGGGCCUCGGACUGAGAUUUGGGAGCAUUCACCCAAGGAAGUGGGGUGGGUUCGUUGUCAGGACCGGGCAGUGCCAUCUCAGUUGUGUCUGCCCAAGAGACUGGCUGAGAAAUCCUUAUUUUGGUUGCAGCCUGUUUUCUGGAAGAACCGAGCGGCAUCUCCAGGGCUCAGAUAACACGUAGCCCCGAUGAUCCCCGCUGCCUCUCCCCCCACAGGACGUCCAGGCAUCCCCUUCACCUGCAGAAAUGCUUUGGGAAGUCUUAACGGGGCAAAGUUGUCCUAUAAAUCUAGACCUCCAGGUGCGGGGCUUGGCCCCAGCGUUUAAAAGGACGAUGCCUCCAUCUCCUUCCAUACCUGUCAUCUUGUGCCCCCAAAGUCCCAGUCCAUGCCAGUUAAGGGCGUCACAGGGUUAGCAAGGGGGAAAGUCAGAGCCCGACCAGCAGCAGCGCUGUACGCUCUCGGGAUGGUCUUAAUGUAGGCACACCCUUACUGUCUGCAGGCAGAUGGGGACAUAGAGGGACUUCUCCCACCCUAGGCUCUUCACUUUCUCCACCCCGGUCCAGGAUAGGGUUCGUGUAGACACACGCUGUUCCCCAGAGAGGAAGUCUAAUGGCACGUUGGAUCAGUCCGACUUCUGCCUCCUUCCAUCAUCCCGAUGGAAGACCUCGGCCUGUGCAGCGCUAAUGGCGUCAUGGUAGGCGUCAUGGCCUCUCAUGACCUCGUGAAAUUGGGCCCCAAAACGGCAGGGUUUUUCAGCCUCUUUUGCCCCCUGCCUGACGGAGUGGGAGGGCUGAUCUGGCUCCAAGUUUAUCAAGAUGGGCUCAGUCAUUCACUGGCUGCAGAACCGGUCCCCUUUGCGGC